Messenger RNA from Clupea harengus (Atlantic herring), 3097 nucleotides. It is a transcript of the gene clcnk, whose product is annotated as chloride voltage-gated channel K. Gene Ontology annotation, cellular component: plasma membrane. Gene Ontology annotation, molecular function: voltage-gated chloride channel activity. The record is from RefSeq and is a predicted model, not a curated record. NCBI's taxonomy places the organism in Eukaryota, Metazoa, Chordata, Actinopteri, Clupeiformes, Clupeidae. Gene Ontology annotation, biological process: chloride transport; transmembrane transport.
CAUAUUUUGAAAAAGAUGAAGGAGGUUCAGUGUGGUCCAGAGAGGCUUGCCGAGUACAUGAGAAUGGAUGAGGAGAACAGUGUUACUCAAGCUGAAGAAAUGCUCAUGGUCUCCAACAUGCAGUCCAGAAAACCAUGUAGGCGUUCCCGAUCAAUGGUCAAAGAGUGUAUGCAGCGCAUUCAGGCCGCUGUCAGCUCAGUGGUGGGGCUGCACUGGCUCUGCUACGUUGCUCUGGGAGUUCUCACGGCUCUCCUGAGCUUCUGCAUGAACUUCACUGUGGCCAAGCUGCUGCGAGCUCACCAGUGGCUGUACAGUCACCUGGAGGGCCAUGCUGUGCUGCAGUUCCUGUGCUGGACUCUGUACCCGACCUCCCUCUGUGCCCUCUCCACCAGCUUCUCUCACAGCAUCUGCCCAUACUCCGCAGGCUCGGGGGUCCCGGAGGUGAGGUGCAUGCUCGCUGGUGUGGAGCUGCCUGAUUACCUGUCCUUGCCGCACUUGUUUGCCAAGGUGGUGGGGCUCACCUGCUCGCUGGCAGCAGGCAGCACCAUCUUCUUGGGAAAAGUGGGUCCGUUUGUCCACUUAUCGACCAUGCUGGGAGCAUAUUUAUACCGUCUGUGUGCCUCUGCCGCAAGUGUGAAAGAGGGGAAGCCUAAACAGGAGAUACUGGUGGUGUCUGCUGCAGUAGGGGUCGCCAGCUGUUUCGGUGCUCCCAUCAGUGGAGUGUUGUUUAGUGUGGAGGUGAUGGGCACGCAUUACGCCGUGAGAGAUUACUACCCCAGCGUCCUGGCAGCCGCCUCUGGAGCGCUCGCCUUCCACCUGCUGUCCGUCUGCGGCGGGAAGCAGGAGACGGUGCAGGCCCUGUUUAAGACUACUUACUCCACUAACCUGCCCUUCCAACCUGUAGAGAUACUGGCAUUUGCUGUUCUGGGGUUGCUGUGUGGCGCUGUGAGCUGUCUGUAUUUGCUCUGUCAUCGCUGGAUCCUGCAGUUUAUGAGAACCAACGCAAUACUCAGCAAAAUUCUUGCCACUGAGAGGGUGUUGUAUUCAGGUGGUGUUGCGUUUCUCCUGGCGUCUAUAACAUUCCCUUUGGCUGCUGGACACUUCAUGGCUGCCAAGCUCUCCAUGAACCAGCUCCUCUCCUCCCUGUUAGAAGAGACACAGUGGUACGUGGUUUCCCAGAAUGCAUCAGUACAGGCGACCGGAGAUACUCUUUGGCAGGCGUGGAGUCCAUCCGGAUCCACUGUCUAUGUCACGCUAGGAGUGUUUCUCCUCAUGAAGCUAUGGAUGCUGGUCUUGGCUUGUACUUUACCCCUUCCUGCUGGAUAUUUCAUGCCUGUUUUCAUCUAUGGUGCUGCAGUGGGGCGUUUAUUGGGUGAGGGCUUGGCUCACGCCUCCACGAAUGGGGUCUCAUCACAGGGCACAGCGUGUGCAAUAAACCCAGGGGGUUACGCUUUAGCCGGGGCCGCAGCGUUCUCCGGAGCUGUGACUCACACGCUCUCGCCGGCCCUGCUGGCACUGGAGCUGACCGGCCAGCACACCCACGCUGUGCCCGUCCUGCUCGCCACACUGCUGGCUAACGCGCUAGCACGCUCCCGCCACCGCCCGUCCUUCUACGACGCCAUCGCCAUCAUCAAGAAGCUGCCCCACCCUCCCUCGCUGCUCAGGACCUGUCCAAAGCUGUUGUCUGUGCCGUUGAGGCAGGUUGUCCGAGUCCCCACGGCGGUGCUGGAGAGCCAGGACGGAGUGACCAGCGUCCAGCAGCUCCUUCGCUCAAGCACAGAGAGGAUGUUUCCAGUAGUGGACUCCCACGAGUCUGGAGUGUUGCUGGGCUCUGUGAGCAGAUUACAGCUGGAGGCUUUUCUGCACGGUCACAGACAUGGGAGAUUGGACAAAAAAUUGGUGGAUCAAUGCUCUUUUCAGCCAGUAAAAAUCCAGCUAUCUACUGAGGCCACGAUAAAGCAGGCCUACUCUGUGCUGGGUGCAGUGCGCGAGCAGUGUUUGUUUGUGACCGAGAGGGGAAGGUUGGCCGGGGUCAUCACAUGGUCAGAGAUAAACAGAAUAAUGGAAGAAAGACACAUCCCAACACUCAACUGCUGAAAGGACAAAAUCCACUCACAACUCAACCUCGUAUCAUACAGUAAUAAUUUCCCUAAGGGCCCUCUCAAAAAAUAUAAAUAAUUUUCAUUAUGUCUUAAUAUGUCUCCUUGCCCCAGCCUAGUGUUGAUAUUGUUAUUUACCCUACCCUCUGCCUCUGAUCUUUUAAUCACGUGAAGAGCAGAUGAGAUUGCCAUUGUUGAUUUGGCCUCAUGACUCAGGCAACCCUUUUGGUCCUUCUCUGUUAUAUUACUCUGGCCUUGUGGUUGAUUGGAGAGGUGGAUUGAUAUCAUUCAUUUGUGCAUCUCUGCAGCACACGCAAUGCACAAGAUAAAGGAAAUUAGACUUCUUUAUUACUGUCCGCCAUUCCCUUCGCUCGAUAGUGCCCUGGCUCCGUCAGACUAAUGAAGAAACAGAAGUGAUAACAGGCCUGGUUGGGGGGACCAGGGGGGAAAAAAGGACACAACUUUGUAUGAUGAAUCGAAAACCAGACACUGUCAAAACUGUAUCACAUGCUGUGGAUAUUAUUGUAAUAGAAUGCCUGAACUGCCUUAUGUACUUUGUGACUUCACUACACUAGACUGUUUCUUGAAUGUGACUUUGACUCCUACUGAUUUAUAGCCCCUGCGUCAAGGCUGUGUUUCAGAAGAGCACGUCCUUGAGUUUGGUUGUGGGGGAAAGUGAAUAUAUGAACAGUGCAGUCAAAAAACGAAUUAUGUGUGUCAUCUCUCAGUGGCAGCGUUGUCCUCUCUCCCUCCCUCUCUUUUUUCAUUUACUUACUCCCUUUCUUUCUUCAUUGUUUGAUGUUCUCAGGGGAUCUCUGAGUUGAGGGAUCGGGUGGUGUCAUUAGAAAGCGUCUAAGAUAAUAAAAUAAGAUAGAAAAAUAUUGCAUUACAAUUUCCAAGGAUUACAUCGUGACUCGCCACCCUCUCCAUGCAUAUCCCCGGGACCCUCUAUCUAUUGUCUGACCCUAUCACUUCAAUUAAAGUCUAUUCAGAGUGUG